AUGUCGCCAUUUGGGAAACUUCUCUGUCUGUGUUUGAUUACUGUGUAUGGAUGCAUGUGCCAGAAACAUGAUGACCGACAUCAGGCCAUGUUUCUUGCAGGUCCCAUGACCAACAAACAGGUGAAGGGCCUGGAUGGCAAACCCUAUGAAGGAGCAGUGUUGGACACCUUUGACUGCAGUUAUCCCAUACCUCCAGAUUCUCGACAAUACUUUGAGUACCUCCAGAGCAGACGGAUGACUCACUUCAAAGUGCCACUCUCGUGGGCUCAACUCCUGCCAACAGGCCUCUCCAGCGAGCCCCAGCAGGCUGUGGUUACCUGUUACCAGACUUUGCUGAAAGAGCUGCUGGAGGUGGGCCUUCAGCCUCUGCUCGUCCUUCAUGGAUCCACAUUGCCAGACACUCUGAGGUCAAGGUAUGGAGGCUGGGAGAACCAGGAGCUGGUAGAGCUGUUUCAGCAAUAUGCUGAGUUUGUGUUUGGAGAGUUUGGAGAGCUGGCAGACUCCUGGGUGACACUGAGCAGCUUGGAUGAGCUGAGGGAUGCUGAGCUGCAAAACAUUCUUGAUUCACACACCAGUGUCUACCGCCGCUACCACCAGCUAUUUCCUAACAGAGUUGGAGGAAUAUCUGUUGGUGUAAAGGCAAAUAAAGUCCCAAUCAUCUGUGACACUCAACUACUGAAAUAUACAGAUUUCCUCUCUAUUAAAAUUCAAUAUGACUGCACCACUGGACAGAACCUGGCUGAGGAGCUGCAAAAUGUUUUGGGAAAGUGUGGAGACAAACCCAUUCUCUUUUAUGAGGUGAACAUCAUUGACUGUUCUUCUCAUAAAUUCCUGUCAGACACCAACAUUGUGAAAGCACUGAGCAGUGGAGACCACAAUGUUCUUGGAUUUGACAUGGUAGAUAUGUUACAUCCAGCUGACAUUAUCCCAGACAGUCUUCAAACAUCAUCAUGUUCAGUGACCUAUUGCAAAACUUGGAGCAAUUUUGCCACCAUGACCUCAUCUGAGCGAGAUGCCUUCCUGAAUGAAUCCUUUCCUGUUGGCUUCCAAUGGGCCACAUCCAGUGAGUCUUUCAAGGUUGAGGGAGGCUGGUUGGAAGAUGGGAAGGGACAGACCAUCUGGGACCAAUUCGGUCAUGAUGGUCUAGCCUUCGCCAAUCAGACAGCUGAUCUAGCCUGUGACAGUUACCACAAGGUGGAUUAUGAUGUCUACCUCCUGCGAGGUGUUAAUGUCAACACCUACCAGUUUUCCAUCUCCUGGGCUCGUAUUUUCCCCUCAGGCCACUGGGGAAGCCAGUCAGAGAAAGGGGCUCUUUACUAUGAUAAACUGAUCAAUGCUCUCAUAGAGUCUGGCAUACACCCUGUUGUCACUCUCUACCAUUGGGAUCUGCCCCAGGCACUGCAGGACUAUGGUGGUUGGACCAAUGCUUCCAUUGUUGAAGCCUUCAAGGACUACUCAGACUUCUGCUUCUCCAGGUUUGGAGACAGAGUAAAGACCUGGAACACAUUCAGUAGCCCCUGGGUGGUGAGCCAUGCGGGCUAUGGUACUGGUGAGCAUGCCCCUGGAAUAAAAGACUAUGUGGUUGCAUCCUAUCAGGUCACUCACAAUAUGAUCAAGUCCCAUGCUGAAGCCUGGCAUGUCUACAAUGACAAGUACAGGAAGACACAAGGAGGGAAAGUAGGCAUUGCAUUGAACUCUGACUGGGCUGAGCCCAUGAACCCCUCCAGACCUGAAGAUAUAGCAGCUGCAGAUCGCUACCUGCAGUUCAUGCUGGGCUGGUUUGCACAUCCCAUAUUUGUGGAUGGAGAUUAUCCUGCAACACUCAAGACUCAGAUUGAACAGAAAAGAAAUAAGUGUCCCCUCUCUGAGCCUGCAAGACUUCCAGUUUUCACUCCUGAAGAGAGCCGAAGAAUACAUGGAACAGCAGACUUUUUGGGAUUAAACCACUACACCUCUAGGUUGGUCAACAACAGUGAGGGUGGCUGCACCCCUGGUCCUCAGGGAGUAGGGGACUUCCAGGCACAUGUGGACCCUUCAUGGUCCUCAACAGCUUCUGACUGGAUCUAUUCUGCACCUUGGGGUCUCCGAAGGCUUCUAAACUUCAUUUCCACUGAAUACUUGAAUGUUACCAAAGUGCCAAUCCAUAUCACUGGGAAUGGUAUGCCUACUGAGUACAGUGGGGACACUAUCAAUGACAGCCUUCGGAUAGAAUACAUGAAGAGUUACAUCAAUGAGGCCCUGAAAGCUAUUCAUUUUGAUGGAGUAAAUGUGCAGCGGUUUACUGUCCAGUCACUCAUGGAUGGCUUUGAAGGCCCACAAGGCUACAGUGAGCGUUUUGGGUUGCAUCAUGUCAACUUUGACCUGCCUGACAGACCGAGGACUCCAAAGCAGUCUGCCUACUUUUACUCUGAAGUUAUUGAGAAAAAUGGUUUUGCCUCCAAAACACAGUUCUAUUAUGUACCAGAAUUUAAAAACAUAGUCACAGAGUCAAAUAAAGUUUCAUCAAUGCCACCUUCAAAAGUCCCAUCCCAAGCCAGCAGUGUUUGGAGAAAAUUUUCCAGCCAAACCAACUUUCAGAGAAAACUCUACCACUAUGGUACUUUCCCAGAAGGCUUCAGUUGGGGAGUAUCAUCUUCAGCUUACCAGAUUGAAGGUGGCUGGAAUGCUGAUGGGAAGGGGCCUAGCAUCUGGGAUACAUUCACCCACAAACCUGGCAGUAUUCCUGCUAAUGCCAAUGGAGAUGUGGCCUGUGACAGCUACCACAGACUUGAAGAAGACUUCUACAUGCUUCGAGCUCUGAAGGUGAAGUCAUAUAAAUUCUCUUUGUCCUGGUCCAGGAUCUUUCCUGAUGGUCGGCGUACCUCUCUAAACCAGAAAGGUGUUGAAUACUACAAUAGACUCAUUGAUGACCUGAUGGCGUAUAACAUCACUCCCAUGGUGACACUUUACCACUGGGACCUCCCUCAAGCUUUGCAAAACCUUGGAGGCUGGGACAAUGCAGACAUGAUAAACAUCUUUAAUGACUUUUGUGACUUUUGCUUUGCCACCUUCGGAGACAGAGUGAAAUUCUGGAUGACUUUCAAUCAGCCUCAGACAAUUGCAUGGUCAGGAUACGGACUUGGACAGAUCCCACCAAAUGUUAAGAAUCCAGGAACUGCACCAUACAAAGUGGCACACAACCUUAUAAAAGCACACGCCAAGGCUUACCACACAUAUGAUGAUAAGUACCGCAAAUUGCAAGGUGGUCUAGUAUCCAUUGCUCUCAAUUCUGAUUGGAUUGAACCUAAAGAUGUUAAUGUUCCCCGUGAAGUGGUGGCUGCCGACCGUGCUCUGCAGUUCCAACUGGGUUGGUUUGCACAUCCCAUUUUUAAGAAUGGUGACUAUCCUGAUGCAAUGAAGUGGCAAGUUGGAAACAAAAGUGAACUCCAAGGUCUUUCAGAGACAAGACUACCUUCCUUUACUGAAGAAGAAAAGAGCUUCAUUAAGGGAACAGCUGACAUGUUCUGCAUAAAUCAUUACACUACGAAGAUUGCACAGCAUGCUACAUUGAGGCUUACCCCUCAAUCUUAUGAAUACGACUUGGACGUGUCAGUAGCAGAAGAAGGAGAUUCACCAACUACUGCAAUCAGUAACCAGAGGGCUGUAGCAUGGGGUUUGAGAAGACUCCUCAACUGGAUCAAAGAGGAGUAUGGAGAACCAGAGAUUUACAUUACUGAGAAUGGAGUAGCUACAGACAUUAAGACCACAGUUGAUGACAUAGACAGAGUAUUUUACUACAAAACCUACGUUGAUGAGGCUUUAAAGGCUCAUAAUCUUGAUGGUGUGAAAGUGAAAGGAUACAUAGCAACAUCUCUCAUGGAUUCUUUUGAGUGGCUCAAUGGGUACAAAGUAGGCUUUGGGCUACACCAUGUGGACUUCACUAACCCAAAUCGGCCAAGGACACCCAAACGCUCUGCUCACUAUUAUUACCAAGUCAUGAAGGACAAUGGCUUCCCAUUACCAAAUGAUGAGAAGAUACUUUAUGGACAGUUUCCCAGAGCGUUUAACUGGAGCAGUGCCAGUUCCGCUUACCAGAUUGAAGGGAGCUGGAGAGCCCAUGGAAAGGGACUGAGUAUCUGGGACCUGUUUGCCCACACUCCUUUGAGAGUAGGCAACAGUGACAGCGGCGAUAUUGGCUGUGAUAGUUACAACAAGAUUGACGAGGAUGUGGAGGUGCUGAAGCAGCUGAAGGUGACCCACUAUCGCCUCUCUGUAUCCUGGCCCAGAGUGCUUCCUGAUGGCACCAACAACCAGAUCAAUGAAGCUGGAUUGAACUACUACCAUAGAUUACUGGACGCCUUGGAAGCUGCUAAUAUUCAGCCCCAGCUGACCCUGUACCACUGGGACCUCCCCCUUGCUCUAGAGAAAGUAGGAGGAUGGCUGAAUGAAACCAUCGUCCAACGAUUCAGAGAUUAUGCCGAUGUUUUAUUCAACCGUUUUGGAAACAGAGUUAAGUUCUGGAUCACUCUAAAUGAACCCUACAUUGUAGCCAAUCUUGGCUAUGGAUAUGGGACCUUUGCUCCAGGCAUUGUGGGCAAGCAGUAUAUUGCAGCUCACAACCUAAUCAAGGCCCAUGCUGAGGUCUGGCACCUCUACAAUGACAAGUACCGAGCAACGCAGAGUGGCCUCAUCUCAAUUACCAUCAAUUCCGAUUGGACGGAGCCAAGGAACCCUUAUAAGCAGGAGGAUUACGAUGCAGCCAUUCGCUACAUGCAGUUCUUCAUUGGAUGGUUUGCCCAUCCCAUCUUCAACGGUGAUUAUCCUGACUUAAUGAAAACAAUCAUCCGUAAAAGAAGCCUUGCUGCAGGUCUCCCUGAAUCACGGCUUCCUGAGUUCACUCCUGAGGAAAUCAAGAGGAUAAAAGGGACUCAUGAUUACUUUGGCCUCAACCACUACACAUCGGUUCUUUCAUUCCCAAUUGAUAUGGGAAAUCAGCAGGAUUAUGAAGGUGACAGGGGCACUGGAGCCACACACGACCGCACCUGGAUUGAAUCUGGUUCUUUCUGGCUAAAGAUUACCCCCUUUGGAUUUAGGAAACUCCUAAAGUUUAUCAAGGAUGAGUAUGGAAACCCACCUGUCUAUGUCACAGAGAACGGGAUCUCAGAACGAGGAGCAGUGGACCUGAAUGACAUCCACAGAACGCACUACUACGAAAACUACAUUAACCAGGCUCUGAAAGCCCAAGUUCUGGAUGGAGUUGAUCUGAGAGGCUAUACAGCCUGGUCAUUAAUGGACAACUUUGAGUGGGCUGCUGGCUACUCUGAGCGAUUUGGACUUUUCUUUGUGAACCGCUCAAACCCCACCCUUCCUCGCAUUGCUAAAAAAUCAGCUUCUCGGUACGCCUCCAUCAUCGCCUGCAACGGUUUCCCUGAUCCAGCUCUUGGGCCCCAUGAGUGUUUGAACCCUGAACCUGAAGCUACAAGUGCUGCCACUACGACCACACUAGAGAACACACAUACUACUGUUCCUAUUCUGCCUCUGAACAUGGUGGACUUCUUGGGUCUGGAGAUUUCACCUAAUGAUGCUGAAGUUGCACUGUAUGUCAUAUUUGUAUUUCUUCUUGUAAGUGUACUUGGUAGCAUCUUUGUCGUACACCGGCUCCUAAAAACAAGAGGGAGGUUCAAGGCAGCUGCAGGGGAAUCUGUGAAGUUGGAGAGGACGUGAGGAAAGCUUUGAAGAGAAGUGAAAACUCGUAUAUGUCAGUUGCUGAUACAUAAAUGACUUCCCUCGUAGGAGGAUGUAGGAUGGAUGAAAUUUAACAUAAUUUUCUUUUUAGAAUCUUACUACAAUAUAGUUGUACAUUUUAAGGAGCUUUAUAACAGCUAUGUCAUUUUUCAUGAUUUUCACUGAUUGCCACAGGUCCAUACAGAAAAAAGUAUAUUUAGAUGAGAUAUCAGAAAAUAAUUUGCAUUAAUGGUUUAAACAACUGUUUGAAUGUGGUGUUAUGAAUUUCAGUUGUUAAUUAAUAAAUGCAUUCUGUUUGGUGAAAUGAAAAAUUUGUAUAGUGUGAACAGCAGAAUUAAUUGUUAAUGACAGUUUGCUUCCAUGACGUUGUUUGAUAUAGGAACUUGACACAGACAAAAACUCAAAUCACAAUUUGCAGUUACACAGUCGCUCCAGUCUCCGUUUUAAACCGUCUCUGUGCCUUUACUUCUUGCCAUACAGAGAUAAAUCUGUAAAUAUUGGAUUGGGGUGUGUCACCUGAUUUUUCAAUGUAAUGUUGUGAUCAUUGCUACUUCAGUAUUUUGAGAAAUAAAGACUACACCUGCAAGGUUUUCAGA
This is a messenger RNA of Dicentrarchus labrax (European seabass), 6320 nucleotides long. Its product is annotated as lactase/phlorizin hydrolase-like. Gene Ontology annotation, biological process: carbohydrate metabolic process. The record is from RefSeq and is a predicted model, not a curated record. The coding region runs from base 1 to 5703 and encodes 1900 amino acids. Gene Ontology annotation, molecular function: hydrolase activity, hydrolyzing O-glycosyl compounds. The transcript has 17 exons. NCBI's taxonomy places the organism in Eukaryota, Metazoa, Chordata, Actinopteri, Moronidae.